CCUCCCCCUCCUCUCCUCUCUCUCCUCUCUCUCUCUCUCUGUAGUUGUUCUACCGUGUGACAGAGGAGAGGGCUCGCCAGGCGGAGCUCUAUUUGGUGGGCAUGGUGUGCUACUACGGCAAGCACUACUCCACCUUCUUCUUCCAGACCAAGAUACGCAAGUGGAUGUACUUCGACGACGCCCACGUCAAAGAGAUUGGCCCGAAGUGGAAGGACGUGGUGUCUCGCUGUAUCAAAGGCCACUAUCAGCCCCUGCUGCUGCUCUACGCUGACCCCCGUGGGACGCCGGUGAUACUGCAGGACAGCCCCAACCCCUGUACCAGCUCCAACCCGCAGCUGGAGCUCCAGCACUGCAGCAGCAAGGCUGGUUACGACAGCGAAGACUCCGGUCGGGAGCCGUCCAUAUCCAGCGACACUCGCACUGACUCUUCAACAGACAGCUCCAGUCACCGAGCCUCCCGCAGCCGAUCUCUCCACCAGUCGACGGGCAGCCACCUCUCCAGUGAAUCCCAGACCACAGUGGUCUGUAAUUACGACAUUGGCACACCACCACACAUUGCUGACGCCAGAGAGUCAGCAGUGGAGGGUCCUCCUCGCCCUCCCUCUCCUCCCCUGCCGGAGUACAAGGAGACGGCUGUCUUCCUCCUCUCCUCCCGCCGGCCCCUUACCUCCUCCUCCUCCUCCUCUCGUCCCCUGUCCUCUUCCUCCUCGUCAGGAGUAGGGGGCUGUGAGGGUGGGGCAGGCGGCCCCCACUGGGAGGAUGAAAGCACCAGCAGUGAGAGCAAGUCCAGUUCUUCUGGGGGCCGCUACAGGCCAACCUGGAGGCCCAGGAGAGAGGCCCUGAACAUCGACAGCAUCUUCACCCGCCAGCGAGGCUCAUCUCUGGGCUACAACACGCUGCCUGGUCCCUCUCUCCCUUCAGAGCCUCACGACUCCCUCCCUUUGGCGGGACCCGCUCCACCCACAAAGCCAGGGCUGCAAGACGUGGAAGGGAGGGACAUCAGGGAGUUUGAGGUGGGGUUUGGGCUGGUCGGGCAGCCCAGGUCUCUGGGCAGCGGGCGGACAAUGGGUCCACCUGCUCCUCCGCCUCUGAGAGGGGUGGAGCACCAGCCGCGUCUUAUCCAGAGGAUGGAGAGUGGCUACGAGAGCAGCGAGAGGAACAGCAGCAGUCCAGACAGGGAGGUGGGGCAACAGAAACGGGUGCUGAUGUCAGGACCUUCAUGGCGUUCGGUGCCAAAGUCAAAGAGCAGCGGUGCCAUCCUGCAGGAGCUGCCCUCGCCCAGCUGGGGUAGCGUCACCAACACAGGGCGCAGCGAGCUGGACGAGCUGCAGGAGGAGGUGGCGAGGAGAGCCCGCCAGCAGGAGCAGCAAAAGCGGAGGGAGGCCGAGCGGGAGGCCGCCAUGGGAUUCAACCCCAAACCCAGCAAAUUCAUGGACCUGGACCAGCUCCAACACCAGGCUGUGCUCAGACCCCUGCAUGAGGCUAACGCUCAUAGCGGAUUGGCUGUAGCUGCGUGCAUGAGGAGCACUGGGGGCCCAAUCAAACGCAGGCAGGAACAGGAAAUGGAACUGGAGGCAGGAAGCGCCCGUCCAAAGGGGCCUCACAGUGAACAGCCUGGCCCGGUCCAAGUACUGCUGACGCCCAAUCAGGAGGAGGAAGAGGACCCGGCAGUGCCCAACCAGGACGCUGCUCUGGGCCCAGACCCACCCCCUCCACCCUAUCGGCUACCUGCUCCCCCUCGACCCCCGUUCACCCUCAGCAUCGCUCACCCUUACGCCCCUUCCGGCCAAGGAGGAGAGGAGGAGGCGGGUGGUGGAUGCAUGGGGAGGAGAAGGGAGGAAGAGGAGGAUGGGAUGGAGGGCACAGGGGUGAGGCUGUGUGAGUUGCUGCAGGCAGGGGGGGUGAGUGUCAGACCUCUAGGGAAGCACCUAGCCAUCUCUUUGCCCUCACUUCCUCUGCGUCUCUGGGAUACACACGCCACACACACCGCACACUCCACACACCUUGAACCCACACACACACCCCCUACCCCUCUGCCCUCCACUCCUCCCCCGUCCUCCCCUCUGGAAGCCUCUGGGCAAAGGAGACCUUCCGCGCCUCUCUGGCAGCCCCCCCAGCCCCAGUCCCCCACUGUCGCCUCUCAGCACUGGCUGAGGCACGGAGCGGCCUCUGACAGCGGCACGCGCCAUUGGUCCUCCUGGAGCUUGGACCGCCCUGACGCCGUGGUGACGCCAUACAGCACGCCCCCGGACUGCUGCAUUCCCAUCAGGCCGCAGGCGUCCAGCCAGAACUACAGCUACAGUUGCCAGUCCUCUCCUGGGCACUACGGCUCUCAGCAUGCCCCAGGGCAACACGGUGACCCGCGCUGUGACCGCGAAGAGGCUGAGCUGUCUGAGCUUGACUCCCUUUACCAGGCCAGUCUGCAGGCCGGAAAGACAG
Messenger RNA from Paralichthys olivaceus (Japanese flounder), 2439 nucleotides. The record is from RefSeq and is a predicted model, not a curated record. Lineage: Eukaryota; Metazoa; Chordata; Actinopteri; Pleuronectiformes; Paralichthyidae.